AUGGCCGACGUCGACAUGACUGAUGCACCCCCUGUGGGCAAGAAGAAGGGUUCUGAAAUCGAAGCAAAGAAGCGGUUUGAGGUCAAGAAGUGGAACGCUGUCGCCCUCUGGGCGUGGGACAUUGUCGUCGACAACUGUGCCAUCUGCCGCAACCAUAUUAUGGAUCUUUGCAUCGAGUGUCAAGCAAACCAGGCUUCCGCUACCAGCGAGGAGUGCACAGUCGCUUGGGGCAUCUGCAACCACGCUUUCCACUUCCACUGCAUCUCUCGAUGGCUCAAGACCCGUCAGGUGUGUCCUCUGGACAACAGGGACUGGGAGUUCCAGAAGUAUGGUCGUUGA
Diaporthe citri is the source of this 339-nucleotide messenger RNA. RefSeq lists its product as uncharacterized. The record is from RefSeq and is a predicted model, not a curated record. The transcript has 4 exons. Gene Ontology annotation, cellular component: cullin-RING ubiquitin ligase complex; nucleus. Gene Ontology annotation, molecular function: cullin family protein binding; zinc ion binding; ubiquitin protein ligase activity. Bases 1 to 339 code for a protein of 112 amino acids. Gene Ontology annotation, biological process: ubiquitin-dependent protein catabolic process; protein ubiquitination. NCBI's taxonomy places the organism in Eukaryota, Fungi, Ascomycota, Sordariomycetes, Diaporthales, Diaporthaceae.